This is a messenger RNA of Rubroshorea leprosula, 2936 nucleotides long. The record is from the annotation of a GenBank genome assembly. Lineage: Eukaryota; Viridiplantae; Streptophyta; Magnoliopsida; Malvales; Dipterocarpaceae.
GGACUUCUGCAGUUCCCUGCCGGUUUUUUUUUUUUUUUUCAUCCCGAUAAUUUUCUUCGGUUGGAGGCCGCAAAAUCCAGCAAAUGCUUUCUAUCCUCCACACUGACUCAGGCCGGAAGAUGGCUUCUGCUAAUUACCAGCCGCCACUGAUCCUCUCGGACUCCGAUACCGACUCCGACUGCGACCACUCUAAUGCUGGAUCUGAGCUCUCGAACUCUAUCUUCAAAUCCUACUUAGAAUCGUCAUCGUCAUCCUCCCUCACCGCCGUUGAUCUUUCCAAGAUCCAAUCGUUCGUCACCACAUCCUCAUCCGGCGCUCUAUCGUGCCUCAUAUGCCUCGAGCGCAUAAGGCUCUCCGAUCCAACCUGGUCCUGCUCCUCGCUGUGCUUCAGUAUUUUUCACCUCCUCUGCAUCCAAUCCUGGGCCCGCCAGUCCUCUGACCUCUCCGCCGCCCGUGCCGCCACUCGCUUACCGAUAUCUGCCGAGACAGCCUCCGAUCAGGCAACCUGGCACUGCCCCAAAUGCAGAUCCCCUUACUCAAAAUCAGAAAUUCCCAGAAAAUAUCUCUGCUUCUGCGGUAAACUCGAGGAUCCACCCUGUGAUAAUCCCUGGAUUUUGCCCCAUUCUUGUGGUGAAGUCUGCAACCGCCCUUUGAAGCACAAUUGUGGACAUUUUUGUUUGCUUUUGUGCCACCCUGGACUUUGCCCGUCCUGCCCCAAGCUGAUUAGAACGCGGUGUUUUUGUGGUUCUGUAGAAGAUGUCCGCCGCUGCGGAUUCAAAAACUUUUCUUGUAACAAGUCUUGUUCCAAGCUUUUGGAUUGCAAGAAACACAGAUGUUCUCAAAUCUGCCACGAAGAGACGUGCCCACCCUGCCGGGCAAGGGGUACCUACCGGUGUCGGUGUGGAAAAAAGGAAGAGGAGAGAGACUGCUGUGACCGGGAUUUCCAGUGUGAGAAUCCUUGUACAAAUGUUCUUGGAUGUGGAAAACAUGUGUGCCAGAGAGGAUGUCAUUCUGGAGAUUGUGGUCAGUGUCCACUUCAGGGGAAGAGGACCUGCCCUUGUGGCAAGAGAGUGUAUGAAGGCAUGUCCUGUGACGUUGCAGCGCCAGUUUGUGGUGCCACUUGCAACAAACUGUUAGACUGUGGUUUUCAUAGGUGUCCUGAACGGUGCCACCGGGGGCCUUGUGUUGAGACCUGUAGGAUUAUGGUAACCAAAUCUUGCCGGUGUGGUGGAUUGAAGAAAGAGGUUCCUUGCUAUCAAGAUUUGUCAUGUGAGAGGAAGUGCCAGAGAAUGAGGGAUUGUGGACGCCAUGCUUGCAAGCGUCGUUGUUGUGAUGGGGACUGCCCCCCAUGCUCAGAGGUUUGUGAUAGGAGGCUUCGAUGCAAGAACCAUAAAUGCCCUGCGCCUUGUCAUAGAGGCACCUGUGCUCCUUGUCCUGUGAUGGUGACAAUUUCAUGUGCAUGUGGUGAAACACACCUUGAGGUUCCCUGUGGUACAGAGAUGGAUCAAAAGCCUCCUAGAUGUCCUAAGCCAUGCAAGAUAGCACCUAUGUGCAGGCAUAGCUCAAACUGCAAGCCACAUAGAUGCCAUUAUGGAGCUUGCCCUGUUUGUCGACUACCUUGUGAUGAAGAAUAUCAAUGUGGCCAUUUGUGCAAAUUAAGGUGCCAUGGCCCUCGACCUCCUCCAAACCCUGAAUUCACAUUAAAACCAAAGAAAAAGAAAUUAAAUCAUCAAAGGGAAUCUACUCCUGGUACUCCAUGUCCUCCUUGCCCAGAACUUGUUUGGAGGUCAUGUGUUGGUCAGCAUUUUGGGGCAGAGAGAAUGAUGGUUUGCUCAGAUAGAACACAAUUUUCAUGUGAUAAUUUAUGUGGAAACCCUCUUCCUUGUGGCAAUCAUUAUUGUACAAAAACUUGUCAUCCCCUGAAGAGCCAGUCUUCAACAUCAGAAAAACACAAAAGCAGUGAGUCUUGUGAGGAGUGUGAUCUUCGUUGCCAGAAGGAAAGGCUGCCCUCCUGUCAACACCCUUGCCCCCUGCAAUGUCAUCCUGGAGAGUGCCCUUCAUGCAAGGUGCUUGUAAAACGGUCUUGUCACUGUGGCUCAAUGGUACAUGUCUUUGAGUGCAUAUAUUUUAAUAGCCUCUCUGAAACAGAGAAAGCAACUGUCCGCUCAUGUGGAGGGCUUUGCCAUAGAAAGUUGACCAACUGUACACAUCUCUGCCCAGAAACAUGCCAUGCUGGUGAAUGCCCUUCACCUGAAAAGUGCUCCAAGAAGGUUACUGUUCGCUGUAAGUGCCUAACCUUGAAAAAGGAAUGGUUAUGCCAUGAUGUUCAAGCCACUUAUCUUAACUCUGGUUGCGAUCCCAAAGAUAUAUCUAAGAAUCAGUUCGGACUGGGACUUCUGCCUUGCAAUUCGGAAUGUAAGACAAAAGAACAGGCUGUUGAUUCAGGGUUACAAUUGCGUAAACCCAAGGUUUUGGAGGAAAAGGAGUCUGAAAAUGAAAAGCAUCUACCAAAGCGUAGAAAAAGAAAAGAUCGGGUUCAAGAGGCCAAGCAAAUCUCAAAACUACAGCAAACUCUUGCCACCAUGAAGCGGCUAUUUUUGUUUGUCAUCAUCAUAAUAACUCUGCUUGCAGCAGUGUGUUUUGGUUACAAGGGCCUCUUAAGGCUCUCAGAUUGGAUGAAUGAAGUUGAAGUGCAAAGAGCAAGAAGAAGAUAUCCCCGAGCCUAAUUAAAGUCAGGUUAGUUUAAGCAAAGUUAUAUGGCAAAUACUCAUAGACAUUCUUUUCCUUAAUAGAACUAGAAAAUAGUCAGUCACCAAAUGCAUUCUGUAUAUUGUUUUUUUAUCUUUCAAAAUUUUGGAAUUCUUUGAUUUCUCAUCAAUGUGUGGCAUAAGGAGCAUAUGAUAUAUGACUUUACACAAUAAAUUAAUUUCUUAAAG